AUGGCGCUGUUCCGGAGGCUCUUCUACCGGAAGCCGCCGGAUCGGCUCCUCGAGAUCGCCGACCGCGUCUACGUAUUCGAUUGCUGCUUCUCGACAGAAACCAUGGACCAAUACAGAUACAAGAAUUACCUGGACAGCAUUAUUUUGCAGCUCCGUGAACAGUUUGCAGAUUCUUCAUUGAUGGUUCUCAACUUCAGAGAUGAAGGAAAAAGUCUUAUUUCAGGCAUUUUCUCCAAGUACAAUAUUACAGCCAAAGACUACCCUUGCAAGUAUCUAGGAUGCCCGUUACUUCCUUUGGAUAUCAUUCUCCACUUCCUGAGGUUGAGUGAAAGGUGGCUUAUGCUUGAAGGGCAGCAAAAUAUUCUGCUAAUGCACUGUGAGAAAGAUGGAUGGCCAGUUUUGGCAUUUAUGCUUGCAGGUCUUCUUCUGUACAGGAAACAAUAUAAUGGGGAGCAAAGAACUCUAGAUAUGGUGUACAAGCAAGCCCCUAAGGAGCUUCUUCAGAUGCUAACCACAUUGAAUCCACAACCGUCUCAUCUUCGAUAUCUUGGGUACAUAUGCAGAAUGGAUGAUGACAUAGGGUGGCCUACACAACCUAUUCCUUUCACCUUAGAUUGUGUAAUUCUUAGAGAAAUUCCAAAUUUUGAUGGAGUCGGUGGUUGUCGGCCAUUUGUUCGAGUAUAUGGGCAGGAUAUUCCAACAACUGACAAAAGUCAUGGUGUCUUUUCACCACCAUCAAAGGCCAAAAAACAUAUUAGGCGUUACAGACAGGCAGAUAAUGCGCCAGCGAAGUUAAAUGUUGGAUCCUGCGUCCAAGGUGAUGUUGUCCUUGAAUGUCUGCAUGUGGAUGAUGGCCGAGGAAAUGAAAGGUUAAUGUUUAGGGUGAUGUUCAAUACCUUUUUCAUCCAGUCUCACAUUUUAAUGUUGAACUUUGAGGACAUCGAUGUCCCUUGGGAUGCCGAUCACCAGUUCACAAAGAACUUCAAAGCAGAGGUACUCUUUUCAGAGUUUGAUGCUGAGUCUGAUGCAUCCACUGAAGUAGCACCUGAUUAUGAUUAUGAUUAUGAUUAUGAUGAUGAUAUGGAUGUUGCCUCUGCUGACGAGUUCUUUGAAGCAGAAGAACUCUUCAGUAAUGCUGAUUCCCAAGAAGGAAAUAAGGAUGCUGAUACUCUUUCUAUAGCCUCAACAGAUUAUACUUCAACUCCAAGCGCCGAACGUUGGAAAAACUUACCAUUUUCCAACUUUGAGCUGAAUAUUGGCAUUGAUGGACCGCGAGACAAUAAAGCCGAUAACUUGGGCUUGUCGUUAGAAACAGUAAAUGAUGGAAAGACAUGCACAUCCACUGAAGCCAAUACUAUGCUCAACAAUGAAACUGCAGUUGUUAAGUCAACUUUGGCAGCUACAAUAGAUGGAGACGCAGAUAGCGGCAUUUCAAGUUCUUCUACUUAUAAAGAGGAUGGUUUGUUUGAAAAGGGUAGUUCCAAGCAGGAUAUAAGGAUGGGUUCCAAUCAAGACUUGGGUCAGAUUGAUAAUGUGUUGGUUAAGGAGGUGAUUAUAUUAGAAACUAAUAGUCCUAAUGACAUACAGAUGAUCAAAGAGGUCAUCAUAUCUGAAGUUACAACUCCCAAACAGGUAGUAGACGGGAAUAUGAUGGAAACUGAAUUAGAUGAGACAGUCCACGAUUCAGAAAGCAUUGCAUUGGCAGAAGCUGAGGAUACAAAACAACUCAAUAUUUUUUGCAAACAGGACGAGGGACACAGUGUGCGAGAUGAAUAUGCUGCUCAUGGCAAUGGCAUAGUGAUUGAACAAGAAGAAAGCAGCAACGAAGAAAAACUUACCAUCAGAGACACAAAUUCAGAAGUGACUGAGCCCGCAGAUGAGAAUAAUGGGUUGGAGCUUCCAUUAUCAGGGAUACCACAUGUGCACUGUUCAAGCACUUCUUCGGGACUAAGUUUUGCCAAGGAAAAUAUUGAUCAGCUUCAUGCUUGCAGUAGUAAUGGCACUGCAGAACAAAGGGCGGGAAUUGACUCCAGGAGCCACUCUUCUAAUAUCUCUUGUGUGAACAUUCUACGAGAAGAAUCUAGCUUGACAAUAAACCAUGCUUCAACUUCCAUGAAUGCAAAUACAGAUACAACCGAUUCAUCUCGAUUGGUGCUAAAGAAAAAACCUUUUCAACCAUUGUUGACAUCUAGUCUUUUUGCUCCAUCAUCUCCCAGGCGCAAUCUGCUUCGUGCUGCAUCCACAGAUUUGUCCUUUUUUCCUCCAUCACAAACAGAAUCUAAACAGAACUCUGUUACUUCUACAAGCGGAAGGGAUGAUCCAGCUACAUCUUAUGUGCUUCCACCAUCUCAACGCUGCACAACCCUGGGAUCAUCAUCCAAAAUUUCUCUAGUACAUCCUCCUCUGCGACCAAUAAGAACGGUUUCAUCUCUACCUUCAUUAUCAUUUGAUGCAUAUAUAGAGAUGUCAAUGUAUUCUUCAAGAUCGCCCAAACACCAAGAGCAUGCUAAACCUCCCUCAAUACCACCACAUCGAUAUCUUCACCCACCAAUGACAGAGGAAAAUGAUCUACAUUCAGGUAGUCUAACUUUGCCUGCUUCUAACAAAUAUGCCCCUCAACCCCCAUACCCACCUCCACUGCCACCUCAACAUGAUUCUUGCACCCAAAGUUGUUCGAGCACCCUAAUAUCUGAACAUGAUCAAAUAAGAGCUGAUGGGUCUUGUUCCUUUAGUCCAGGUUGUAGACAAACUGUUCUCAACUUAAGCGAUUCCUCGGUAACUUCACCCUCUAAAAGUAGUAUAACAAGUAGACCUAAUAUAGUAACUGGCAUGGAUUUCCCAAUUACUAAUGAAGAUACAAAUUCCCUGUUGCACAUGUUGACUUGUUCUUCACCUCCCAAAACAUUACAACAUGGUGAACCACUACCGCCACUGCCACCUUUGCCUCCAGUACCACCACCAUCACAAUUACCACUGCCAACUAUAUGCAGUGACAGUGGAUCAGUUCCACUGGUAUACUCAAAUCCAUCUUCAGAUUGUCCAUAUAAAGAACCAGCAAUGCUACCAGAACACAAAUCUGCUGUUCCAUCUACUUCUCUCGAAGGACAUGAAGCAAGUGAAGUUCGAUUGCUGCAAUCUGAUAUUACUGUUGAGUUAUCUUCAUCAGAACAUUCUGAGUAUACAGUUCAGCAUGUGUUUGGAAGCAGUGAAGAUACAAUUUCAAAUAUCUCAUCCUCUAUACCCGCAGCACCUCCAUAUCCAACGUUUCAUAUUGUAACAGAUAAUUCCUCAGGUUCAAUAUCUGCAGAGCAACUAAUUUGUGAGCAGCCUUUAGAUCAAACGGCAUUAUCCAUUCAUUUGAGGCCAUUCAAGGUGGAGAUAUCACAAAAUGAAACAAUCAACGGAGUCUUGGCCUCUAUAACUGAUGAUAAAGAACGUGGAGGCAUUACAAUUCCACCGUCGCCACAAAAGUUGCCUCAGCCUAGAGAACAUAUGAAACCUCCAUCUCCACCACGACCACCACCUUGUCAUGCAACACUUGUACCUUCUUUGUGCUUAUCUUCAAAUCCACCUUCUCCAAGAGAACGUUAUGAAAAUCCACCUUCUGCUUCACCUCCACCUUUUCCUAGGGAAUCAUUUGUUGCUCUACCUCCACCUCCAGCUCCACUCCCUAAUCAUCCAUCUCUUCCUGGAAAACAUAUUAAUCCAUCUCCACCUCCACCUCCACCACCUCCUCCACCUAGAGAAAAUGAAGCACUUUGUCCUUUGGCUCUACUUUCACCUACAAGACAUGUUAUACCUCCACCACCAACUUUACAUCAUAUAGCAAUCCAACCUACCCUUUCAGAGGACAUUGUAAUAGUUUCACCUUCACAUUCAACAGCGGUUAAUAUAAUUCCAUUGCCACCACCUCCUCCUAGAAUGAAUGAAAUUUUGCCUCAACCUCUUGAGGGUGGACAAUCGACAUUGCCAGCUUCUCUUCUUGAAGUUACUAAAGAAAUCCCACCUCCUCCUAUCCUUCCCCCUGAAGGACAAAGGGGAUCUCCAUUGUCUACUCUUUGUGGAGGAAUUGUGAAUAUUCCAUUACCUCCACCUCCACUUCCUGGAGGACAUGGAGAAGUUCCACUAUCAACUCCUCCUAGAGGAUGUGGGGCCAUUCCACCUCCACCACCCUUUACUAAAGGGCUAGGAGGAAUUACAUUGCCAAUUGGAUUUCACAGUGGAGAUUUGUCAUUCCUCCAACCUACCAGAAAAUCUGAAAGUCCUUCAUGCCUGCCACCUCCACCGCCACCGCCACCACCACCACUAUCUUCCAAUGGACACAUAGGAGAUCCUCCUCCUCCUCCUCCACCACCACCACCACCACCUAUGAGUGUAUUUGUAGAGGCUCCGAUCCCGCUGCCACCUCAAACAGGAUGCAGAGGGGCUCCACCACCGCCACCACCUCCUGGAGGACAUGUAGGGCCUCCACCACCACCGCCACCUCCUGGAGGAUAUGCAGAAGCUCUAAUGCAACCACCACCUCCUGGAGGAUGUGUAGGGGAUCCACCACCACCGCCACCUCCCGGAGGAUAUGCAGGAGCUCCACCGCCACCACCACCUCCUGGAGGAUACAUAGGAGCUCCACCACCACCGCCUCCAUAUGGAGGAAUUGGAGGAGCUCCUCCUCCUCCACCACCCUUUGGAGGACUAGGAGGAACUCCACCGCCUCCACCUCCAGCAGGGUUUCGAGGUGGAGCUCCAACACCACCUCCUCCUGGAGGUCAUGGAGGUCCGCCACCUCCUCCUUCUAGAGGACAUGGAGGAGUAGGUGGCCCCCCUCCCCCUCCUGGUGCACCUUCUCCUCCAAUGCCUCCUGGAAUGCCUGGUGGCCCCCCUCCUCCUCCAGGUGGAAGAGGGAUGCCUACUCCACCCGGUGGAAGAGGACAUGGCCUUGCUCGCUCAUUAGGCCCGACAUUACAAAGUGCAGUACGAAGGUCAUCUCUAAAACCAUUACAUUGGGUCAAAGUAACAAGGGCAAUGCAAGGAAGCUUGUGGGCAGAGCUACAAAAACAAGUGGACGCUAAUAGCCGUGCUGAAUUUGAUGUAAAUGAACUGGAGUCUCUGUUUACUAUUGCUCCAAAGACAAAAGCUGGCUCAAAAUCAGAAGGCCGUGGAAAAUCUCUUGGAACAAAAUCUGAUAAAGUUCAACUGAUCGAUCUAAGACGGGCCAAUAACACAGAGAUCAUGUUGACAAAAAUCAAAAUGCCGCUCCCUGAUAUGAUGAGUGCUGCUCUAGCUUUGGAUGAUUCAGUUUUGGAUGCUGAUCAGAUUGAAAAUCUCAUAAAAUUUUGCCCAACAAAAGAGGAGAUGGAACUUCUAAAGAACUACAGUGGGGACAAGGAAGCUCUUGGAAAGUGUGAGCAUUUCUUUCUAGAGUUAAUGAAGGUGCCAAGGGUUGAAUCUAAGCUUAAGAUAUUCGCUUUCAAGAUUCAGUUUCAGUCUCAGAUUAGGGAUGUUAGAAAGAAUUUGCAGACUGUGUCAUCUGCUUGUGAUGAGCUCAGAAGCUCUGAGAAGUUGAAGGUUAUCAUGAAGAACAUUCUGUUAAUUGGGAAUACAUUAAAUCAAGGCACACCAAGAGGCCAGGCUGUUGGUUUUCGCUUGGACAGCCUCCUAAAACUUAUAGAGACCCGUGCCACUAGUGGUAGAAUGACAUUAAUGCACUUUCUAUGUAAGUCCCUUGCAGAGAAGUCACCGGAAGUAAUGGAUUUUCAUGAGGAUCUUGUCAACUUGGAAGCUUCUUCAAAGUUGCAUCUGAAAGCAUUGGCGGAGGAGCAGCUGGCAGUCGUAAAGGGGCUGGAGAAAGUUGAACAGGAGCUAACUGCUUCAGAAAGUGAUGGGCCGGUUUCUGAUGUUUUCCGUAAGACUUUGAAGGAGUUCAUUGAUUGUUCCAGUGCUGAUGUACGCUCCCUAUCAGCAUUCUAUUCUGAAGUAGGUAAAAGCGCAGAUGCACUUGCUCUUUAUUUUGGAGAAGACCCUGCAAAAUUUCCUUUUGAGCAAGUUGCUACAACUCUUCUGACCUUUGUGGGGUUGUUUCGGAAAGCUCAUGAUGAGAACCUCAAGCAAAUUGAGGCUGAGAAGAAGAAAGCCCAGAAAGAAGCUGAAAAAGAGGCAAACCAGGACAAAACUCCUGUAAAAUCAAAAAAUGGGAAUGCAGAUAAAUCACCAAGAUCACCAUCAACCUUCAAAUGA
Molecule: messenger RNA, 6231 nt
Organism: Miscanthus lutarioriparius
Lineage: Eukaryota; Viridiplantae; Streptophyta; Magnoliopsida; Poales; Poaceae
Source: the annotation of a GenBank genome assembly